GCAAAGCGUCAGUAUCAAUGGAGUGAUCCGAGGAUGGGUCCCAUUCAGAAAUCUCAGAACACCUCUGCCCCGGAUUCCUUCCUUCAGCUGCGUGGUUCAAGCGCCCUGUGGUUCAUGCGGGCGGCCCCAGCCUUGAAGCUUUUCCGGCUCACGAGCCUUCGUUGUGACAUGCACUUUGGCAGCAAAGAGUCGAGGGCCCUGAAGGGCCUGGAGUUGUUCUUUUGGGGCUAUAGGACGGCAGAAGCUACCUCCGCCAAAGGUGCGGGGAAGACCACCAUGGUGCAGCACAUCCUGAAGAAUCGCGAAGGGCUCAAGGUCGGGGUGGUGGUUAAUGAUGUUGCGGAAGUGAACAUCGAUUCAGAGGUUUUGAAGUUUGAAGAUGCGGACGGCAUUGUUGGGCUGCAAAAUGGCUGCGCCUGCUGCUCUGGAAGGGCAGAUCUGUUCGCACGACUGCAAGAGCUGGUGGAGAGCAGUGGCAUCACCAAAGUGGAGAAACCUUGGGACAGGUUAGUCGUGGAAUGCUCUGGCGUCGCGGAGCCUGAGAGCAUUGCUGCGGAACUCGAGGACAGGGGAAGAAAUGGUGAUGCACUGAUGAAGAGACUUUUCCUGGCUGGCAUUAUCUGUGUGGUCGAUGCUUCCGCCUUCUGGGAGAUGUACAACUCAGGCGACCAGGGUGAUACAGAGCGCAAACCCUUGUCAGCAUUGCUGGUGAGCCAACUGGAGUCUUCUGACACUGUCAUCAUCAACAAGACGGACUUGGUGAGCAGUGAAGAAUUGACCAGAGUCUCGGAACUGCUGAAGGCAUUGAGUCCCAAUGCCCGCCAAUUUCAGGCCACACGUGGGCAACUCCCCUUGAGGACACUGUUGCCUGCAGAGCCCAUCGACCUCGAAAUGCCGGCGUAUGUCCCCACCUUGCCCAAUCGACACAGUGCAGCAGUGCGUAGUGCUGAAGGAAGCCAUGCGUCCAAUGGCCACCAUCAUGAUCAUGCGCACAAUGGGGAGGAGUGUAGCACCUGCACCGGUGCCCGCCAUGAACGCUUUGGCAUCUCCAGUUUCGUGUACCGUUGCCACGAUCGCAGCUUCCACCCAGAGAGGUUGGCGACGAUUAUUCGAAGAUUACCAGUGGUGAGUGCCAGCAUUGGCUUUGUAGAUCCUCAGGUAAGUGAGCCCAUUGAUGAUCCGCUCUUUGCUGGCGUUCUACGAUCAAAAGGUUUUGUUCGCAGCCUUGGUUCUGAUCGAAGCUUCUACUGGUCUUGGGAGAUCCUCCAAUCAGGGUUUGGAGACAGCUGCAGACUUUGCCGCAGGCACGCGGGGCGACGGGUGGAGGUCUUCCCAGCCUCGGCGUCUUCCAAGGGACAGGAAGUGGUCUUCAUCGGCACCAAUCUCGAUCGAGCCAAAAUCACUGCAGCCUUGGAUGCCUCCCUGGCUACCGACGCCGAAGCCGCCAAGUUGUGA
Cladocopium goreaui is the source of this 1455-nucleotide messenger RNA. The record is from the annotation of a GenBank genome assembly. Lineage: Eukaryota; Dinophyceae; Suessiales; Symbiodiniaceae.